Molecule: messenger RNA, 846 nt
Organism: Orbilia oligospora ATCC 24927
Lineage: Eukaryota; Fungi; Ascomycota; Orbiliomycetes; Orbiliales; Orbiliaceae
Exons: 2
Coding region: 1-846 (281 amino acids)
Source: RefSeq, a predicted model, not a curated record
AUGGCUAGAACUAAAUACCGAUUCUUCCAAGCUUUGAGAGCCAAAAGAAGCUCAAAGUUUCGAAGAGCUAGGGCCGCAACCAAUACCGCCAACAGGACCAUUCAAGGCGAUGUUGUCCCUGAACAAAACAAUGGCAACCGUAAUGGCCAAGAUCUUGAGUGUCCGAAUUUUAUCCUGUUGGGUUACCAACAAAAGAAGCACUUUAGGGAUAUCUAUAAGGGCUUCGUCCGUUACGGGAUUGUCGACCAUGGAAAGAUGAUCGGAAAAAUGCAAGCAUUGUGGACCGGGUGUCAAAACCAUACGGACAGCCUCAAAAAAUACUGGCUCAACUUGCAAGUUGAACAGAGGGGACACUUUCGAAUGCUGCGAAAGAAACGAAUGAUUACUCGCCGGAAUAUUCGAAAUGCCACAAAGCUAGGACUCAUUCAGCCCGCCGAUCCCGACGAGGAAGCUGUUGACCAGGAGAAUCCUCUGAAUGCCGAUAUUGACGCGGUAGAACAAGGGAUCCCGACUUUGAAACAAAACGACCAAGCCUUCAAAUUCCGCCGAAAUAGUAAUUUUGAGUCGAUCAUGAAUGCAUGGCAACUCAACCUACGAGAAACGGACGUUACUAAGCCCGUUAAACCCGUUAAACCUACCAAACCUUUCAGAAGUGAAGUUAGUAUCGGUGAAUUACUAGCUCUGAACAAAGGGAACAAAGGGCGUGCCAAAGGCGGGAAACAUCACAGAAAAAUGUCUAAUGACCUCGAUGAUACCAUCACGGAUCAAUUAGGGUCACUCAAUCUUGAGAAUACGGAGCAUGAUGGUGAUGAAGAAGGCAAGGUCGAUGUUGAGAGUUCCAACUAG